Messenger RNA from Ipomoea triloba (trilobed morning glory), 1239 nucleotides. RefSeq names its product protein YIPF5 homolog. Gene Ontology annotation, biological process: vesicle fusion with Golgi apparatus; endoplasmic reticulum to Golgi vesicle-mediated transport. The transcript has a single exon. Gene Ontology annotation, cellular component: membrane; trans-Golgi network. Bases 239 to 991 code for a protein of 250 amino acids. NCBI's taxonomy places the organism in Eukaryota, Viridiplantae, Streptophyta, Magnoliopsida, Solanales, Convolvulaceae. The record is from RefSeq and is a predicted model, not a curated record.
UACAGUAAUAACCGUGCAGUAAAACUGGAAAUUCUAGAGCGUACUCGAUCGCCUGAAACAUCUUCUACUCAUCGUUCACACUCCGAAAUUCCAUGAAAUUUCCUUGAAAUUUUUCCCAAUAAUAUUUACAAAUCAUAAUCCUGCGAUACAUGUUCGAAGAUCUUCAUAAUCUUCUCAAAAUUUUCAAAUCUAAUUGUGAUUUAAUCAUCAACUAACAGAUCUACGAUCAUAUCGAUCGAUGGCGAAGGAAUUCAACGUCCCGCCGGUGGUAUUCCCGUCCGGCGGGAAUCCAGGUCCGCAGCAAAGACGCCUGCCGACGGCGCCGUUUCAGCCAUCGAAGGCAUCGACGCCGAGCAUCCCGUUCAUGUCCUUCGACAUCGGUUCCGCCGCGGCCUCUACCUCGUUUUCCACUCCUCAGUACGCUUCCGCCACCAUCGGCGGCGGCGGAGGCAGCGGCGGUUCCACAGGGUUCGAGGACGAGCCGCCGCUUCUGGAGGAGCUAGGGAUCAACACCAAGCAAAUCUACCAGAAAACGCUCUCAAUCCUCAAUCCGUUCCGCGUGAAAGCGUACCUUCACGAGGACGCGGAUCUGUCAGGGCCGUGCCUGUUCCUGAUGGCGUUCGGUCUCUUCCAACUCCUCGCCGGAAAGCUCCAUUUCGGGAUCCUUCUAGGCUGGGUGAUCAUGGCUUCUUCGUUCCUGUAUGUCGUCUUCAACAUGCUGGCGGGGCGGAACGGGGACCUGGAUUUGUACAGGUGCGUGAGCUUGAUCGGGUAUUGCAUGCUGCCGAUCGUGAUCUUGUCGGCGAUCUCGCUGUUUUUGCCGGGAGGAAUGGCCAUUAAUGUUGUAGCUGGAGUGUUUGUUUUAUGGUCCACAAGAGUUUGCACUAAGCUCCUGGUUGAACUCGCGUCCUGCGGAGAUGAACACCAUGGUCUCAUUGCUUAUGCCUGCUUCUUGAUUUACAUGUUCUUCUCCUUGCUCGUCAUAUUUUGAUCUCACCUCAACUUUUCAUUCUUGUGUUUUUGCAGCCAUGAAACUAGUUAGGACAUUUGUUAUUCUUUGAAUUGAAGGCUAUGAACAUGGAAUUCAAUUCCUUUAUUAUUAACUGUGUAGUUUGAAUUUUGCAGUCUUAUUCAGAUACAAUUUGAGUGUUGUAUUAGCAGUAUGAUUGUUAACCGACUAAUUUAGAUACAAUCUGGCAUUGCAUUAGCUAUUUGAUUAUUAAGAGACUAAUUCAGAUA